Molecule: messenger RNA, 2830 nt
Organism: Ectocarpus sp. CCAP 1310/34
Lineage: Eukaryota; Phaeophyceae; Ectocarpales; Ectocarpaceae
Source: the annotation of a GenBank genome assembly
UCCGCCGUCCGCGCGAUGGAUAAUAGACCCGACGACCGUAGUGAUGCGGCUGUUCGCGCUCUUUUUGGGGACGGCGCUUGCUUUUGUGCCCCAAGACACUCCUGUCGGUGUCGCCAGCCACAGCUACCAACCGACAGCGGCGGUUCACGGCACCUCUUCUAAUCUAAGGCGGCCAUCUCCACUAUCUGAACAAGGUGAUGUGUGUGUCGCCAUUACCGGGGGUGCGGGUCAAAUAGCUUACGCCCUCGUGCCACUCCUCAUGCACGGCCGCGUGUUCGGGGAAGGUCGCAAAGUCAGCCUACGGCUUCUAGACAUCGAGGCGUGCGUCGGGGCCCUGGAAGGUUUCGCCAUGGAAAUUCAAGACUGCAAUUCCGACCUGGUGAAAGAAGUUGUCGCUACAAGCGAUCCGGAGGUGGCGUUCAUGGGGGCCGACGUGGCUGUCCUCCUCGGAGGGUUUCCGCGGCUGCCGGGUAUGGAGCGUCGGGAUCUUAUAGCCAAGAAUGUGCCGAUCAUGGCCGAGCACGGCAGAGCCCUCGCGAAGUGUGCGAAGGACGGGGUCAGGGUGCUUGUUGUGGCGAACCCGGCCUGCACAAACUGUCUCAUUGCCGCCACCAGCGCGCCAUCCAUUCCGCGCAGUCACUUCAGUAGCCUCGCCCGCUUGGACCAGGAUCGCUUGUCGGCGAUGUUGGCGGAAAAACUCUGUUCAGAAGAAACUCUGGAACAGACUUCAGCGGGAGCACGUACGCAAGAGCCGGAGAGGCAGCACGCCGUUCGCACGAGGCAAGACAGAAAUAUCCUCCAACUGGGGCCAAGCGUUCGCGGGGUGUAUGUAUGGGGCAAUCACAGCCCAACCAUGUGGCCCGACGUGUCUGGAGCGGAGGCGAAAAUUGACGGUCGGUGGGUACCGUUGCAGACUGCUCUGCAACGACACGGUGGACUUCCAAAUGGGACGAGACUGUUGUCUCCUGCUCGUGAAGAUGGUACGGCAUUAGACUUGGAUUCGGCCUGGCGCGAUUGGAUAUCUGAAACGCUUGUCCCGGCAGUGCGCGAAAGGGGUACGAAAGUGAUCGAGGCCAGAGGGAAAUCAAGCGCCCUCUCCGCCGCAAACGCCAUCGCGAACCACCUCAAGGAUUGGUUGCAUUCUUCGACGAGUGGGACGCAUGCCGGUGUAUCGAUGGGCGUGUUUUCAGACGGAAACCCGUAUGGUGUCCCGGACGACGUUGUCUUCUCGUUUCCUGUCGAGUGCGGAGAAGGUCGACAUCGGAUCUUGCACGGGUUUCGCCCCGACAUGGCAAUGCUCGAUGAAUCUGCGAAGGAGCUUGUUGAAGAGCGGCGAGAAGCACUUGAAACGUUGCGAGAAUCGGAAAGACAAGCUUUGUCGUAGUUCGCUGGAGUUGCGGUUGUUCUGUGUUUCUCGCCACGUACACCCUGUCACGGCAGCUACACAGGGAUCGGAUACGUGCACAUUGAGCAGCUUCAAGGAUAGACAGGCCUUGACCGCAAUAAAAACAGGACGACGACCGGAAAUAGCUUAGGAACACCCAACAAAUGCGUGUGCUCGCGUUGUUGGUAUUGCUACUGAAACAAGUAUCAUUUGCCACGUUCAAAAGUGACGAACUGAGCUACUCACGCAAAUGUACUGCGCGCAUAGACUAUAGCAGUGCCUACGCGUUUGAGUCUUGCCGAAGUGCCCUUGUUGCUUCGCCUUCCCUUUCCGUCGGGCGAUGGCCAUGACCUUCCAUGCUCGCAUCUUGAUUGCGCUCAUUCAAUUUCACCGUGUGGCGAUUUUGACUUUUCUUCUCAGGCUAUGACGUUUUUUUCUCGGGAUUCGAGAAGAAGGCGGUGCUCAUGAUGUCGUGUGUAUCGUCAUUUUUCAAGAUUCGACGGCUUGCUAAAGACCUCGCCAACAAACGGCGCAAAAGACGUACGCGUGGAACGAGCACCUGUCAAACAAGAUUGCACUAUGGCGACAACACUGUCAACCCGGCCUCUUGUUGCUCAGCACUGGCCAGAGAGUACUGUCUGGCUUCCUGUCUCAUGUCGGUAGUUCGCGUUCAGUGAAUCUCUCUCAGUAUUUCGGCGCCCCGGCACGUACAAGCACUACACACCUCCGAUGCACUGUACGUAUAUUCUUUUUCUGUUGUUGACCUUAGCCUCGAAAUGGAGUAGAGAAUGACACCGAUCGGUCUAGCGGAAUACUAGCAUAAUAUAACAAAAGGUCGCGGGCAGGUCGCGCGUUUGGAGGGGAAGAUGGCGGCAGAUUAGUUCCGAACAAACCAGCACUACUGAGGAGAAUCACGUACUACCAACAUUCCCCCUGGUUCUGGACAACAGUGACUGCAGCAGAAAACGCAACAAAUGAAACACACUUUCAAGUCGUCGGACCCUACUUGUGGAAUGGUUUGUCUGAAAUUACCGAUCACUGCGACAUUGCCACUCAAUAAAUAGCUGAAAAUCAUCCUGAAACGGAGGUUGAUCAGUCCACGAUCACAAAAUAAUAAUACAGCCGCUGCUCCUGCUCUGACCAGAGGGUAAUCAAUCCUGAGUCAAAACCUUAACAACUUGGAACCGCCAUCUCGCAACAAAUAGCAACCUCAAGACAAUGUGUAACAAUAUUCGGAAAUCAGCAUUUAUUUCGUCGAUGUUGUGGAUUUUUGAUCUGCAACACGGUGGAGGUACCAAUCAAUGUUGCACGUCGCUGAGACUUCACACGUCUCUGGUACUAGCUGACACAACCAAGACAAGGAAAGUUUUUGAUCAGGCUAAAGCUGCUACCCAAAGAGAGUCCAGAUAAAACAUUGAUCACGCAUUUUUGAUCAGACUAAACCUA